Arabidopsis lyrata subsp. lyrata is the source of this 1801-nucleotide messenger RNA. Its product is annotated as ATP sulfurylase 1, chloroplastic. Lineage: Eukaryota; Viridiplantae; Streptophyta; Magnoliopsida; Brassicales; Brassicaceae. The record is from RefSeq and is a predicted model, not a curated record. The transcript is spliced from 4 exons. Gene Ontology annotation, molecular function: adenylylsulfate kinase activity; sulfate adenylyltransferase (ATP) activity. Bases 89 to 1522 code for a protein of 477 amino acids. Gene Ontology annotation, biological process: sulfate assimilation.
CCAAUUGAAUUGGUAACAAACCAAAUCUCUCUCUUCUCUAUUUGAGCCAAAAGCUUGAAGCAGCCAUUAGCCUAAGAAACCUUCAACAAUGGCUUCCAUGGCUGCAAUCUUAAGCAAAACUCCAUUCCUCUCUCAACCACUCACCAAACCAUCUCCAACCUCCGAUAUCCCCUUCGCCGCCGUAUCCUUCCCUUCCAAAUCCCUACGCCGCCGCAACGGAUCAAUCCGAGCAGGAUUAAUCGCGCCUGACGGAGGUAAGCUUGUAGAGCUCAUCGUGGAAGAGCCAAAGCGACGGGAGAAGAAACACGAGGCGGCGGAGCUGCCACGUGUUGAGCUGACGACGAUUGACUUGCAAUGGAUGCAUGUAUUAAGCGAAGGCUGGGCAAGUCCACUCGGAGGUUUCAUGAGAGAAUCCGAGUUCCUCCAAACUCUUCAUUUUAACUCGCUACGUCUUGACGACGGCUCCGUCGUUAAUAUGUCGGUGCCUAUUGUUCUCGCUAUUGACGAUGAGCAAAAAGCACGAAUUGGCGAGUCUAAACGUGUCGCUCUUUUUGAUUCCGAUGGUAAUCCCGUCGCUAUCCUCAGCGACAUUGAGAUUUAUAAGCAUCCAAAGGAAGAACGGAUAGCUAGAACAUGGGGUACGACUGCUCCAGGUUUGCCUUAUGUAGAUGAGGCGAUAACUAAUGCUGGAAACUGGCUUAUUGGGGGUGAUCUUGAGGUUCUUGAGCCAGUUAAGUACAAUGAUGGGCUUGAUCGUUUCAGGCUUUCGCCUGCUGAGCUUCGUAAAGAGUUGGAAAAGCGUAAUGCGGAUGCUGUGUUUGCUUUCCAGCUGAGGAAUCCGGUUCAUAAUGGUCAUGCUCUUCUUAUGACUGAUACUCGUAGGAGACUUCUUGAGAUGGGAUACAAAAACCCUAUCCUUUUGCUUCAUCCGUUAGGAGGGUUCACAAAGGCUGAUGAUGUUCCUCUAGAUUGGAGGAUGAAGCAACACGAGAAGGUGCUAGAGGAUGGUGUUCUUGAUCCAGAGACAACAGUGGUUUCGAUAUUCCCAUCUCCUAUGCAUUAUGCUGGUCCAACCGAAGUGCAGUGGCACGCAAAGGCUAGAAUCAAUGCUGGUGCUAACUUUUACAUUGUGGGUCGUGAUCCAGCCGGGAUGGGUCAUCCUGUAGAGAAACGUGAUCUUUACGAUGCUGAUCAUGGAAAGAAAGUACUAAGCAUGGCACCAGGACUCGAACGACUCAACAUCCUUCCUUUCAGGGUUGCUGCAUAUGACAAGACGCAAGGCAAGAUGGCUUUCUUCGAUCCCUCGAGGCCUCAAGAUUUCUUGUUCAUCUCCGGCACUAAGGUAAUUUACUAUUUCCCAAAGCCAAAUCCUACAUUGUUAAAAUUCAUCAUGGUUUACUUAUUAAUCAAAUCUCUAAUGUUCUUCGAUUUUUCAGAUGCGCACAUUAGCAAAGAACAACGAAAACCCGCCAGACGGUUUUAUGUGCCCAGGUGGAUGGAAAGUUCUGGUGGAUUACUAUGAGAGCUUGACUCCAGCAGGUAAUGGUAGACUACCGGAAGUGGUUCCGGUUUAAGACAAAAGACAAAACUGUCUCUGCUUCGUUUCAAAUUGUAACGUUUGUGUUGUGAAGCCCUUGUAGCAACAAUCAUUGUUGUAUAGGAGAAGCCUAUAUAUAUUUUGGCCGGACCUUUUUCCAAAUAAAUACAGAAACAAAAAUUUCGUUUUGCAAGAUAAUUUACGAAACUUGUAAUAUUUGGGCCUGAAACUUUUGUACCAUAUGAAUGCGAUUGUGUUUACGUA